Messenger RNA from Exophiala dermatitidis NIH/UT8656, 453 nucleotides. RefSeq lists its product as uncharacterized. Lineage: Eukaryota; Fungi; Ascomycota; Eurotiomycetes; Chaetothyriales; Herpotrichiellaceae. The record is from RefSeq and is a predicted model, not a curated record. The coding region runs from base 1 to 453 and encodes 150 amino acids. The transcript has a single exon. Gene Ontology annotation, molecular function: glycosyltransferase activity.
AUGGCGGCAUCUCCCCAAUUCUCCAUCCCGAAGGAAUACCAGAAUGAGCUACGAUAUGUCGACGCGCUCGACAAGCACUCUGACGAAGACAUCCUCCGCUCAUUGGAAACCCACCGACCCGUCACGUCUGAGAAGAAUAUCUGGGCGUUCUGGGCCAAAGGGCUCCGCAGCAUGCCUGGGUGGUGCCAACGCAACGUCAUCAACUGGGUUCGCUUGUGUGGACCGAGCUGGACGGUUCGAGUCCUCGAUGCUAUUCCCGACUCGCCAAAUUAUGCGCUCAACUAUGUCUCUGCCGACCUCCUGCCUCAGUCGUUUGUCAAUGGCACCAUGACCAGGGUGUACGUGGGACCCCAUAGCUCGGACUUCCUGCGCGGUGCGUGCCUGUAUACCCAUGGAGGAGUGUACAUGGGCGUCGGGAUCAUUCUCAUCCGCGACCUCGACCGGAUCUGUUGA